Messenger RNA from Cyanistes caeruleus (blue tit), 282 nucleotides. Lineage: Eukaryota; Metazoa; Chordata; Aves; Passeriformes; Paridae. The record is from RefSeq and is a predicted model, not a curated record.
GAAGCGGUUGAUGGGGAUGACGCCGGGGGAACAGGAGCUGUCGGAGCUGGAGUGGAGCCGCGCCCGGGACCCCGCGGGAUGCGAGUCCAAGGAGAAGCAGCUGGCCGAGCAGCUGCUGGCCCGCCUCGAGGAGAUGCACCUCACGAUCUCUUCAGAUGAGGAAAAAAGCUCCGUCAUCUUCGGCGCCAUCGUUGCCUACAUGAAAUUCCUGGGCGUCAGAACCAAGGGUGGCGACACCAAAAAAUCCAAAUCCAACUUUUUCCGCAAAAAGGUGAGACCCCC